GGGGAGGGUCAUGGGAUGGUUCCCGCCCUUCUUGUCCAUAUACGGUCCUUCCUCACCGUAUACGGAUUCUCUGCCGCCGGGUGCUUCGUCGUCGACCGGCAAAAAGUAGACACGAGACAUCAGACCGCUCCGAAGCCAGCGCUCAUCUAACAGCUCAGAGAUGCCAUCCGACCUAGCCAAGAAGAAGGCGCAGAAGAAGAAGGAGGCUGCCAAGGCCCGCAAUAGACCCAAGAAGGCCGAUGAGCUGGACGGCGAAGGAGACGGAGAGGCGGCAGAGGGCCAUACGAAUGGAACUGACAGCGUCAUGGACGGCCUGUGCAAGCAUAUAGACGAGUGUGAGCUGAAGAAGGCCGAGUUCCGUGCCACCACAGGCGUGCUGUCCUCCCACCCCAACAGCACUGAUGUCCACAUCAGCAGCAUGUCUCUCACCUUCCACGGCCAGGAGCUGCUGUCAGACACCACCCUGGAGCUGAACUCUGGGCGUCGCUACGGCCUCAUCGGCCUCAACGGCACAGGAAAGUCGAUGUUGCUGUCCUCCAUCGGCAUGCGUGAGGUUCCCAUCCCAGAGCAUAUCGACAUCUACCACCUGACCCGCGAGAUGUCUCCCAGCGAGAAGACGGCCCUGCAAUGUGUGAUGGAGGUGGAUGAGCAGAGGAUCAUGCUGGAGAAGGAGGCUGAGAGGCUGGCCAGCGAGGACUCUGAGUGUGAGAAGCUGAUGGUGCUGUACGAGCGUCUGGAGGAGUUGGACGCGGACAAGGCUGCUGUGCGCGCCUCCCGUAUCCUCCACGGCCUGGGCUUCACCGCCGCCAUGCAGAACCAGAAACUCAAGGACUUCAGUGGAGGCUGGAGGAUGAGAGUCGCUCUCGCAAGAGCUCUGUUCAUCAAGCCCUUCAUGUUGUUGCUGGAUGAGCCGACCAACCAUCUGGACCUGGAUGCCUGCGUGUGGCUGGAGGAGGAGCUCAAGACGUUCAAACGUAUCCUGGUGCUCAUAUCCCACUCCCAGGACUUCCUCAACGGUGUGUGCACCAACAUCAUGCACCUGAACCAGAGGAAACUCAAAUACUACACCGGUAACUACGACCAGUACAUGAAGACCAGGGAGGAGCUGGAGGAGAACCAGAUGAAGCGCUUCAACUGGGAGCAGGACCAGAUAACACACAUGAAGAACUACAUCGCCCGGUUUGGUCACGGCUCUGCCAAACUGGCCCGGCAAGCCCAGAGUAAAGAGAAGACCCUGCAGAAGAUGGUGGCCUCCGGCUUGACUGAGAAGGUGGUCAGCGACAAGACGCUGUCAUUUAGUUUUCCUGCCUGUGGGACAAUCCCUCCUCCUGUAAUUAUGGUUCAGAACGUGAGCUUCAGAUACAGUGACAACUCGCCACACAUUUAUAAGAACCUGGAGUUUGGUAUCGACCUGGACACACGGGUGGCCCUGGUGGGACCCAACGGCGCGGGGAAGUCCACCCUGCUCAAGCUCCUCAUGGGAGAGCUGCUUCCCACAGAUGGGAUGAUCCGGAAAAACUCCCAUGUGAAGAUCGGCAGGUACCAUCAGCAUCUUACAGAACAGCUGGAGCUGGACCUGUCUCCUCUGGACUACAUGAUGAAGUGCUACCCAGACUUCAAAGAGCGGGAGGAGAUGAGGAAGAUCAUCGGACGCUACGGCCUCACGGGCAAGCAGCAGACGAGCCCAAUCGAGAACCUGUCGGAUGGCCAGAAGUGCCGUGUGUCCUUCGCCUGGCUGGCCAUGCAGAACCCCCACCUGCUCUUCCUGGACGAGCCUACCAAUCACUUGGACAUCGAGACCAUCGACGCCCUCGCAGACGCCAUCAACGACUUCGAAGGAGGCACCAUGCUGGUUAGCCACGACUUCAGGCUUAUUCAGCAGGUGGCUCAGGAGAUCUGGGUGUGUGAGAAGCAGACCAUCACCAAGUGGAACAGGGACAUUCUGGCCUACAAGGAGCACCUCAAGUCCAAUAUUGAGAAGCAACAGCAUGAUAUCUAACACGUCUCCGUCCCCCACAACACCACCAUCAUAUCCACUAGCCUCGCCCACCCGUGGUGCAUCAUGGGUGGGCGGUGCUGCGCCUGUGCUGGGCCGGGUCGAUGUUUCAGUACUGUAAAAGAAGCAUCGUGAUCACGGGCACGUCUGUCAUACAUCCUAAUAUUACCCUUUCAGUUCGACAUGGGACUUCCACACCUCAAGCUGCACUAUGGUUCUGGUUCACCAGAAGCAUCGCAGUGCAUUUUGGAACACAUUCCAUUGUGCUGUCCUCAUAGAAAAUGAUUGGUUUUCCCUGAAGUAUGGAGUGGCUUUAAGGUCAUUUAAUGAUAUUUAAAAGUCUUCUUUUUAUUAUUUUUUCUUCGAUGAAACGGCAGUUUCUCUGAUGAAACGGCCUUAUUUAACAUUGUAAAUGAUGCAAUAAAGGUUUGUCUGAAAUAAAAACGUAACAGAAUUUGCAAUUGGACACUAUGUUCAGUUAAUGGAUUCUUGAAUCAACACAUCCGAUUUAAAUGCAGACUUUAUUCAUUCCACAUUAUGCUCUAUUUGUAAGUGUACCCAAACAGUGGUCGCAUCCAAAAAUAACCAUU
Molecule: messenger RNA, 2586 nt
Organism: Gadus chalcogrammus (walleye pollock)
Lineage: Eukaryota; Metazoa; Chordata; Actinopteri; Gadiformes; Gadidae
Product: ATP-binding cassette sub-family F member 2-like
Exons: 15
Coding region: 161-1999 (612 amino acids)
Molecular function (GO): ATP hydrolysis activity; ATP binding
Source: RefSeq, a predicted model, not a curated record